Messenger RNA from Erinaceus europaeus (western European hedgehog), 2681 nucleotides. It is a transcript of the gene CCN4, whose product is annotated as cellular communication network factor 4. Gene Ontology annotation, cellular component: extracellular matrix; extracellular region. Gene Ontology annotation, molecular function: integrin binding; heparin binding. NCBI's taxonomy places the organism in Eukaryota, Metazoa, Chordata, Mammalia, Eulipotyphla, Erinaceidae. The transcript is spliced from 5 exons. Bases 223 to 1350 code for a protein of 375 amino acids. Gene Ontology annotation, biological process: signal transduction; cell adhesion. The record is from RefSeq and is a predicted model, not a curated record.
AGGCAGAAAAGUUUUUUUUCCAGAGGAAAAUGCAGGGUUUGUCCUUACCCCUGACGUCACCUCUUGCUUUAAUAACGCCCCCCCCCCCCCCCCCGCAAGGGCUGCGGGAAGCAGCAUAGCUAGGGUUCCUGAUGGGCCAGGCUAGACUGGACCCAGCACCCCGAGAGGUGGCUGGGAUCCCCUGGGCUCCUCAAUUGAUGCCUUUACCCUUGAGCUCCAGGCAUGAGGUGGUUCCUGCCCUGGAUUCUGGCCGCACUGACAGUUGCAGCCUCAGGCAGUGCCCUGGCUCCGGGCCUCUCCCCGACACCCAGGAGCAUGGCUUUCACCCCGGCCCAGUGGGAGGACACAUUCGCACGCCCCCAGUUCUGCAAGUGGCCGUGCGAGUGCCCGCCACAGCCGCCGCGCUGCCCACUGGGGGUCAGCCUCAUCACUGAUGGCUGCGAAUGUUGCAAGAUGUGCGCUCAGCAGCUUGGGGAUAACUGCACAGAGGCGGCCGUCUGUGACCCCCACCGGGGCCUCUACUGUGACUACAGCAGGGACCGCCCGAGGUACGCGAUAGGAGUGUGUGCACAGGUGGUCGGCGUGGGCUGCCUCUUGGAUGGGGUACACUACAGCAACGGCCAGUCCUUCCAGCCCAGCUGCAAGUACAACUGCACGUGCGUGGAUGGUGCAGUGGGCUGCACGCCCCUGUGCCUCAGCCAGCGUCCGCCCCGUCUCUGGUGCCGCCACCCCCGGCGGGUGCGGGUGCCCGGCCGCUGCUGCGAGCAGUGGGUGUGCGAUCCCGAGGCCCAGAGACCACGCAAGACAGCGCCCAGGCACACUGAUGCCUUCGCAGCACCAGCCGCAGCAGCAGCAGCAGCAACAGGUGAGGCAGAACCAUGGCAUAGGAACUGCAUAGCCUACACGAGCCCCUGGAGCCCCUGUUCCACUAGCUGUGGCCUGGGGGUCUCUACCCGGAUCUCCAAUGUGAAUGCCCGCUGCUGGCCUGAGCAAGAACGCCGACUCUGCACCUUGCGUCCAUGUGAGGUGGACAUCCGACAGCACAUCAAGGAAGGGAAGAAGUGCUUGGCUGUGUAUCAGCCGCAGGUGCCCGUGAACUUCACGCUGUCUGGCUGCGUCAGCGUGAGCACCUACCGGCCCAAGUACUGUGGAGUCUGCCUGGACAGCAGGUGCUGCAUCCCCUACAAGUCCAAGACCAUCGACGUCUCCUUCCAGUGUGCCGAUGGGCCCGGCUUCUCCCGCCGGGUCCUAUGGAUUAACGCUUGCUUCUGCAACCUGAGCUGUAGGAAUCCCAACGAUAUAUUUUCAGACUUGGAAUCUUACCCUGACUUCUCAGAAAUUGCUGAUUAGGCAUGCCCAAAACAUGGGGUUGGAGCUUGCCCACAGCUGGACCGUCUGUUGUUUUGUUACAACUCAUUUCUAAAGAUACUCAUCCCGAUGCUUGGCUCCUUUCCUGUCUCCAAACAGUCAAGAAAAAGAAAAGAAAGAAAGAAAGGAAGAAAGAGAGAAAGAAAGAGAGAGAAAGAAAGAAAGAAAGAAAGAAAGAAAGAAAGAAAGAAAGAAAGAAAGAAAGGAAAAAGCACAAUUUUGGUGCUGCUCAGGCCUCUGGGUUCCUCCUGGGCAGUAUUCCGAGUACAUGUGAGGAGAGUUCCUGACUCUAGAUGUUCUGGGAAAUACCCGAGUCUGACCUGCCCUCUCUAGGCUACUGGAAGUCUUGCUGGUUCCUGCCAGAGUCUCAAGGAACAGAAUCAGCCGGACAUGCAAUAUCACUAACUUCCUCUUUAGCUGCCAGAAGCUAAGAGGUUGAUUGGAGUCAUUUGGAAUAAAUCGACAGGAUUUAGGACAAUGGUGCAACCUAUUAUUUGGGCCCAGUCAAGCGGCUUGUGGAUGGACAGUUCUCAUCACAGCACACCAAGGUGUCUCUGAUUUCCAGACAUUUCUGUAACCCAAGGACACUAAACUUCUUCCAAGUGAAAUGAAUAGUUGUCUUCCUUGGGCGGUUAGUGGAAAAUUGUAUCCGUAAACCCAAGCAUUAUUAGGGUUAAGUUUCUCUUCACUCCUACAACGUGAAGGGUACAAAUUGGUUUCAUUUUCAUCAGAAAUGCAAUUUGAGAAACUUCAUUCUCAUGGUAAAAUCCCCAAGUAAGUUUUCUAGGGUCAGAGCAAGGCCAGCUAGUGUUCAGGAGGGAUGGAUCCUAACACCAGAUAUGCUGGUGACUGACAGACAUCAGGACAGCCAGCACAGCUCCUGCUCAAAUUCAGAUCCUCUCCCUGCUGGGGGUCUCAAGGGAGUUGUGGGUGGCACCUCUCCAUGAUGGGCUCCCUGCUCCUGAAAGUGAUGUCUUGAGACAUUCCAGGGCUCUUAUGCAGACUUGGAGGAAGUAGUUGAACUCGAAGUCCGACUUGCCUGCAAAUGAUCUAGGCCAGGUGUGGGUCCAUUCUGCCUCUGCCCAGCCCGAGGACAUGCCUCUGUGUGUCGCAAUUAUGUACUUCACAGAGUUUGGGUCUGCAGACCCCAAGAAGUUUCUGGUGUGAAGUCAGAUUUAUUCAGUUGUUUCAAAACAGAAAUCUAUUUACUAAGGGUUGAACACCCAGAGGGGUGGAAGUGAAAUUUUAUAUUACUCUUAAAAAUGAGGUUGUUAUUUAUUUCAUUAAUAAAAUAAAUGUACUUCCUGUUAGAA